This is a messenger RNA of Glarea lozoyensis ATCC 20868, 993 nucleotides long. RefSeq lists its product as uncharacterized. The transcript has 2 exons. NCBI's taxonomy places the organism in Eukaryota, Fungi, Ascomycota, Leotiomycetes, Helotiales, Helotiaceae. Gene Ontology annotation, biological process: retrograde vesicle-mediated transport, Golgi to endoplasmic reticulum. The coding region runs from base 1 to 993 and encodes 330 amino acids. The record is from RefSeq and is a predicted model, not a curated record.
AUGGCAGACGUAGAUCCAGCAGCUGCGAGAGCGGCCGAACAAGCCAGAAUUCGAAAAGAGAAGAGAGAAGCAAAGAUAAAAGCUGGGGGGUCUGCGAGGUUGAACAAAAUCACCGGGCUUGGUGGAGGUAUUCAAAGAGAUGCACCAAAACCACCUCCUUCCGAACAGCAUGGCGAUCCAGAAGAAGUAGAUAUAUCAGAACACUACUACCAACCCGCCAAAAACGGCUUUCGAAACAAUGGCCAGCCUGUCAACCCAGAAAGAUUUGCAGAAGACUACAACGCAGCUCAACAGCGAGCCGGUCCAGGACCACAAAUGACCGACGACCAGCUCCGACAGAUGAUGUUAGGUUUCGACCCAUCAGGGCCACCACCACAAGGAGGAGCUCAAAACCCGUUCGCCGGGUUCCCAGGAAUGGGCUCUAUGCCUGGGAUGGAGGGAAUGGGCGGUGGUGCAGGAGGACCUCCAGCAGAUGACCCGAUGAUGGCAAUGUUACAGCAGAUGAUGGGUGGAAUUCCCGGCGAAGGUGCGGGCGGUAUGCCUUCAUUCCCGGGAAUGCCAGGACAAGCUGUUGCGGCUCCAGAUCCCUAUGCAUACGUAUGGCGGCUCGUUCAUGCAGUUUUUGCUCUUGGACUGGGAAUCUAUAUCGCUUUCACCACUACGUUCACAGGCACACUGGCUGAGCGCCAACGGAGCGCUCUAUCGUACAACACAGAAAGUGACAAACUUAGUCCCGGGAGCGUACAUUUCUUCUGGAUAUUUGCAACCGCAGAGUUGAUAUUACAAUCUAGUCGCUUCUUUUUGGAGAAAGGAGGGGUUCAGCCAACGGGGAUGAUGGCAACUGUUAACCAAUUCUUACCGCCAGCUUGGAAGAAUUACUUGUCGUUGUUCCUACGGUAUGCUAGGAUCUGGACCACAGUGACGGCGGAUGCUGUGGCCUGCGUCUUUAUUCUGGGAGUUUGUGUCUGGCUCAGAGGAGGCCAAGUUGCUUGA